Messenger RNA from Pseudomassariella vexata, 725 nucleotides. RefSeq lists its product as uncharacterized. The transcript has a single exon. NCBI's taxonomy places the organism in Eukaryota, Fungi, Ascomycota, Sordariomycetes, Amphisphaeriales, Pseudomassariaceae. Bases 107 to 364 code for a protein of 85 amino acids. The record is from RefSeq and is a predicted model, not a curated record.
CUUGAGUUCGUGAAAUGUUUUGGAUUAUCUAGAUCGGCUUGAUUUCGUGCAAGAGGUGUGCUAUAUAUCACAGAACGGCCCCGAGAACCUGGACUACGAGAUUAAGAUGUUCGCGGAACUCGAUGCAAAGGCCCCGUCCCACGUCCCGCUGGCCUCUUCCUCGUCUAGAUUCCCGAGCUCCAAGUCUAUCUCGGAUUGUAAGCACAACCCGCCUUACCUCAUCCCGUCCGUGAAGUCGUCCCGCACCCCGGCGCCGAUCCCAAGAUCAUUGAGCAAGCCAUGGAUCUUUGCUGAGCCAUCGGCCAGCAGCCCUUCCUCAUUAAAGUUGAGACGCCGGGUUUCGUGCUCAACUAAUUGCAGGUAGCGCCCAUCUAUUAGGCAUACUCGCUCGUCUGCCACGGGAUGAUUUCCCCGGGUGAUCUGGACGUUGCUAUUACCGGUGAAUUCGACCUACGCUGGGCUAUGAGCGGGCCGUUCAUGAACUUGAGUCUUACGGGCUGGAGUGGUCUUGGAGGUGUAGAAGGGGCCUGGAGCAUUUGGGGCCGCCGGCGGAUGUGCAGAGAAAGGACCUGUAGGAGCAUAAGUCCGAGCUUGAUGAUGAGAGUAAGGAGGAUAUGACGGAGGGGGCUGUGGGGAUGUUUGAGGGCUAUGGAGAGGGUGUGCCUCGGAUGCUUAGGGCUAGAGAUGAGGCGAUUGUUGACUCUGCACUUAAGGAGGAUAAGGAU